CCUAUUCUCUCGUGUAACAAGUCAAGAGACAACACGCCAGCUCGCGCGAGCUUAGGUAUCUAGACGACCCGCAGUUUCUUUCGGACGAGAGCCGUAAGGAAGGACCAUGUCCGUCCAAGUCCCGGUACACCGGCGGGUUGAGGACAGCUUCGUUCUCCCUCAGGGACAGAAACCGUCACUGCUCUUUGGCCCGACAGACCCGCCCCUGGUAGACUUGACACUGGGAGAGCUGCUCAACCUGCAGUGUCUGCACCAUGGGACGCGAGAAGGUCUGGUGUUCCCCUGGACCGGCGCCCGAUGGACAUACAACGAGCUCAACCACCACAGCCGGCUGCUGGCCGCGGCUCUGCUGGAGAUGGGCAUCGGCGUCGGCGACCGAGUCGGCAUCAUGGCGGGCAAUUGCGAACAGUACGCCGCCGUAUUCUUCGCCGCAACGAGGAUCGGCGCCAUCCUGGUCAUCCUCAACAACACGUACACCCCGACGGAGGCGCAGUACGGCCUCGAUUUUUCCGAAUGCAAAGUCUUCUUCACGACCAAGCGGAUAGGCCGGCUUGACCAAGGCCCGUUGCUCAGCCAACUGGCAGCAAGAGCCCGCGGGCCGAAGGUCGUCAUUCUCAGAGGCGAGUCGGACGGGUACACCACGUACAGCGAUCUGCUGUCCCAGGGGGCACGGGUCAAUCCAGACAGGCUCCAUCAAGCCGAGACCAAGGUGCUCCCUCACCUGGUGUGCAACCUGCAGUUCACCAGCGGCACGACAGGCCUGCCCAAGGCCGCCAUGCUCACCCAUCACAACAUCGUCAACAACUCCCGCUUCAUCGGCGACCGCAUGCGUCUCACCCCGGCCGACAUCCUCUGCUGCCCGCCGCCGCUCUUCCACUGCUUCGGCCUCGUGCUCGGCCUGAUGGCCGUGAUCACGCACGGCGCCAAGAUCGUCUACCCGGCCGAAGUGUUCGACGCGCGCGCCACGCUGCGCGCCCUCGUCUCGGAACGCUGCACCGCGCUGCACGGCGUGCCCGCCAUGUUCGACACGCUGCUCGCACUGCCCGAAGCCAAGGCGGCGCUUCCGAGAUCGGAUUUGGGGCUGUCGCUGCGGACGGGCAUCGUCGCCGGCGCGCCCGUGCCGCGCCACCUGAUGGAGCAGCUCGUCGCGCGCCUGGGCAUGGCCGAGUUCACGUCCAGCUACGGGCUGACCGAGGCCAGCCCGACCUGCUUCAACGCCUUCACCGACGACCCGCUCGACGUGCGGCUGACGACGGUCGGCACGCUGAUGCCGCACGCGCUGGCCAAGAUUGUCGACCGCGACGGCAACAUCGUGCCCGUCGGCACGCGCGGCGAGCUGUGUAUCGGCGGGUACCAGCUGCAGGCCGGGUACUGGAACAACUCGGAGAAGACGAGCGAGGUGAUGGUCCGCGACGAGAGCGGCGUGCUGUGGCUGCAUACCGGGGACGAGGCCGUGUUUGACGAGCGCGGCUACUGCUCCAUUACGGGGAGGUUCAAGGACAUCAUCAUCCGCGGCGGCGAGAACAUCUAUCCGCUGGAGAUUGAGGAGCGGCUGGUGGCGCAUCCGGCUGUUUCCAUGGCUGUCGUGGUCGGGCUGAAGGAUGCGCACUACGGCGAAGUCGUCGGCGCGUUCCUGGCGUUGGAUGAAGCUUACCAGCAGCAGCAGCAGCGGCCCGGUGUGGAGGAGAUCAGGGAGUGGGUCACGCGGACGCUGGGCAAGCACAAGGCGCCGGCCCAUGUGUUUUGGCUGGGUCAAGACGGUGUGCCGGCCACGGUGCCGCUGACGGGCAGCGGCAAGGUGCGCAAGUUUGAGAUGGCCCAGCUGGGGAACAAAUUGUUGGCAGCGAAGGCAAAGCUUUGAAUUUUCAUAGUUCCUUUGGCCUGGUGGGAGGGGUAAAACAAAACAAAACAAGCAAACUGUAAUCUGUAAAGAGAAGGAUAACAGAUAAACACAGGUAGUAGCAGUUUGCAAAGAGUGGCGAGGAACUAGAUAUUCAAGCACUUACCUCACUAACAACACUCACUGUUCUCGGCU
This is a messenger RNA of Chaetomium strumarium, 2035 nucleotides long. RefSeq lists its product as uncharacterized. The transcript is spliced from 3 exons. The record is from RefSeq and is a predicted model, not a curated record. NCBI's taxonomy places the organism in Eukaryota, Fungi, Ascomycota, Sordariomycetes, Sordariales, Chaetomiaceae. Bases 107 to 1861 code for a protein of 584 amino acids. Gene Ontology annotation, biological process: fatty acid metabolic process. Gene Ontology annotation, molecular function: medium-chain fatty acid-CoA ligase activity.